GAGUCCGCCCGGCGGUUCGUUAGGAGGCGGAGUUCGGGUCAAUAAAGUCCGUACGUGAAGCACCGGACGAGUCACUCGGUCGUCGUUCUCUCCUCCUCCGGAAUAAAGGAAUCUCUCUUUCAGUUGUCGUCACACCGCAGCGCGAAUCCUCCCGGUUCACCGAGCGCGAAGCGGACCGACCCGGUUAACGUUCCACCUGCGGCGUUCCGACCCCCGUCCCCGGCAGGCCGCUGUGGAGUUGACGAUGAAGCGCCUCUCGGUGCUGUGCCUCUGUGCGCUGGUGACCGCGUACGGCCACAAGGCGUCCCAGGCCCCCUCCUACGCCGAGCGGGGCUCCGAUCUCGGCAUACAGGUGUUCCAGCAGGUGGUCCGCUCCAAGCCCCUGGAAAACGUGGUGCUCUCCCCCCACGGCGUGGCCUCCAUCCUCGGGAUGCUGCUGCCGGGCGCCCACGGAGACACCCGCAAGCAAGUCCUCAACGGCCUGCGCUACAAGAAGAACGGCCCGUACAGGAUGCUGAAGAAGCUGCACAAGACCUUGACGGCCAAGUCCAACCAGGACGUGGUGCUGAUCGCCAACGCCAUGUUCAGCCAGGACGGCUUCCCCAUGGAGGAGGCCUUCGUGACCGCCAACAAAGCCAACUUCCAAUGCGAGAGCCGGAGCCUGGACUUCGGCGACCCCCGCGGGGCCGCGGAUGAGAUCAACAAGUGGGUCGGCAAUAAGACCAAAGGUCACAUCCCCAGCUUGAUCAAAGCGGACAUGCUGGAUCCGGCUCUGACCCGUCUGGUCGCCGUGGACGCCAUCUACUUCAAAGGCUUGUGGAAGUCUUGCUUCCAGCCAGAGGACACCAAGAUGAGGCCCUUCACCGGCGGCAACGGAGAAGUCCUCAAAGUCCCGAUGAUGUCCCAGCUGUCUGUCUUCAGCAUCGGCAUCGCCGCCACGCCUCAGGGGCUGAAAUACAAGGUGAUCGAGCUGCCGUAUCACGGCAACACCGUCAGCAUGUUGAUCGUUCUGCCCGCGGAGGAGGACACGCCCCUUUCCCGUGUGAUCCCGCACAUCAGCACGGCCGCUGUGCACGGCUGGACCAAACUGAUGAGCGCCAGAAAAGUCCGCCUGCUCAUCCCCAAGUUCACCGUUGACGCCGAGGUGGAUUUGGAAGCCUCCCUCUCGGCGCUGGGGAUAACGGACAUGUUCAUCGAGGGCAAAGCCGACUUCAGACACCUCAGUGCUGAGCCCGUUCACGUAUCCAAGGCUCUGCAGAAAGCCAAAGUGGUGGUGGACGAGGAUGGAACCAAAGCAGCAGCGGCCACCACUGCCAUCCUGCUGGCUCGGUCCUCCCCACCCUGGGUGUCAGUGGACAGACCUUUCCUCUUCCUCAUCAGACACAAGCCAACAGGUGCCGUCCUCUUCAUGGGCCAGAUCAACCAGCCUUGAGGCCCAACCCCACUGGUUUGUUACUGGAAGCGUCGUACGCCAGCGUGGGAAAUGCUUCUGCACACGGACACAAACUUUGCUCUCGACUUAUGUACAGUGGGGACGCGUUAUUUUUUUUAAAUAUUGCUUUUUUUUUAUGUCCUCAAUGUUCUUUAACGCACGACAUGCUUCAUGAAACGUUUUUUUGCUGACUAAAAUUUUCAGCUGUUAAUGUUUUUUAUAUACUUUUUGAAGUUAUUACAUUUUUUUAAGACUUUGAAUGUCAGUUGUGUAUUUUUCUCAACUCUGCAGUAGUAGAAUCAGUUUAUUUAUCGUGCAACUGUUAAGUUCUUGCACUCCAGUUUCUCCUCUAAGUUAACUCGAUGCAUCUUCUGUUAUCAUACUUGCUUCAUAUUUGAUUAAAUGAAUACACAUAUUUAUAGCUGUAGUUUUACAUUAUUUUUAAAUGAUCGAGCGUCCGGACAAUGAAUCCAAACCUUUUUGUUAAGUAGCACGUGCAUGUAUUUCACCAAAUACUGUAUUGAAUGUUGAAGAGGUUUCUAAGGACUCUGAUUUACCAGUUUAGAUUGAACAUUUUCAAUAUUAAUGUUCUUUAUAUUAGUUCUAGAAUGUGAAGUUUUUACUUCUGGAACUUCAAAUAUUGGAAUAUCCAAUUAAAGUGUCACGUUUUUUUUGUUUUUUUUUUGUAUUCUCUGCAAUCAUUUCUGAAACUUCUGUCAAUAAAGCCACGUUGAUUUGAAUUGUAAA
Molecule: messenger RNA, 2179 nt
Organism: Gasterosteus aculeatus aculeatus (three-spined stickleback)
Lineage: Eukaryota; Metazoa; Chordata; Actinopteri; Perciformes; Gasterosteidae
Gene: serpine2
Product: serpin peptidase inhibitor, clade E (nexin, plasminogen activator inhibitor type 1), member 2
Biological process (GO): negative regulation of plasminogen activation; negative regulation of endopeptidase activity
Molecular function (GO): serine-type endopeptidase inhibitor activity
Source: RefSeq, a predicted model, not a curated record